Oryzias latipes (Japanese medaka) is the source of this 4038-nucleotide messenger RNA. The record is from RefSeq and is a predicted model, not a curated record. Lineage: Eukaryota; Metazoa; Chordata; Actinopteri; Beloniformes; Adrianichthyidae.
GGGGGCCCACGAGGGUGUUGUAGACAUGGCCCGACCAGGCUCGGCCACAGUUGGAAAUCUGGCGAGGUCCAGCAACCGGGGGCAAAGACCAGAACCUACCCCAAAGGGACACAGACACCCCCGGCUCCGGUGUGAAGUGAUCCCUGGCUUCUGGCCUUGCCAGAAAGCUCAGGGAUCCCUCUCCCUACGUGGAGACAGGGCCGCUGGGCCCAGGAAACCAGCACCCAGGGGACACGGCCGCCGUUGCCAAGGCACAAAACGGAAAAAAAAGAAUAAAAUACAUUUAAAAUACGGUAUGACAUCACAGCUUUUUAUUGGCUCUUUUUAUUUUAAGCGAUGACAUCAUGACUAAUCCAUGUCUCACAAAAACGACAUCAUAACGUGUCAUAAUCUGUCGUCACAGCCUUGUUUUGUUGUUAUGAUGAAAUAUGACAUCACUGAUGACAUCAAACACAUCACGCAACAUGUCAUUUGACUCCAUCAUAUUUUUUCAUAUAUAUCACCCCCGACUCUUGAAACUGCAAUCUCACAGACAGCAGUUAAAGCACUAGAUCCGCAAUCAGAGGAGCAUUUGCUGGUCAAGUUUUUAAAGCCUUUAUUUUAGAACAGUUUUUAAGAACUUCCAUGAUGAGUUUCUUUAGAAGAACUGCGGUGAACAUGGACUUUCUUCAGGAGGGCCAACUAGAUUGUUUGCACCAAGAAAAUGACAGUUUACGUCACAGGAUUGAAACUCUUCGUGGCACUUUGGGUAACAGCAAAAAGGUGGAGAAAAUGCACAAAGACGUCGACAAACGGAAGAAAGCGGCCUCUAAACUGAACAAAAGUUUGAAAAAAGAACUUGACAAACUAAGUAGGCAGCUUCGGAUUCAGAUCGAUUUGGAAAACAAAUGUAAACGUUACCAGGACAAGAUAGAAACGCUCAACCGCAUGAAUGAAAUGUAUCAAAGACAAACGACAAGCGUCAUAGAACAACUGUCGGACAAGAAAACCCUGGAAAACAAACUGAAGGGGCUGAAAGCCAAGGAAGCGCUUUUGAGAAACAAUAAACUCCAAAUUGAGAAAGACUUGAGGUGCGCUGACCCUUCACAACACAACGGUUUCAAAAAGAUCAAAGAAAAAGAAGUUUUAGUCCAACAGUUAGAAGAGGAAACAGAAACUCUUGAACAAAAGCUCAGAGAAAUGCAGGUUUCUGUCCAGGAAAAGGAAAACUUGACCAAACAUUUGCAAGCCUUACAGAACAAAGAGUCCUCUCUGCAAAAUGCUGGUUCCAAGCUAACAUCUAAGAUCAACAGGCUGAAGAAAGAAAAGAAAAAGUACGACUUGAUGAUACAGGAACUGGAGGCGGAACAAAGGAUUCUUGAAGAGAAGAGGAGACAAAUUCAGGAGCUGGAGGAAGAUCAUGAGGAGAUAAAAGAGACUACGAAAGCUUAUAAGCUUAAGGUUAGCCAAAUGAAAGAAAGAAAUGUGGCUCUUUCCGAGGAACUCCAUCAAACCCAAACUGCUGUUAAAAGCAAAGAAAAUGCUGAAGCAGAAUUGUUGGCGUUACGGAACGAAAAAAGUCUUCUCAAGAACGACAAACUCAGGCUCCAGCAGGAGAUUCAAAAAUUGAAGAUGGAGAACGGUGUCCAGAUGCACAGCAUGAGUGUUGAGAGGGACGCUUUGGAGCUAAAAAUCCAGAAAGAAAAAGAGGCCAUCCAACAAACACAACAGGAAGUCUGCGCUCUGCAACGGGACCUUCAGGUGAAGCAGGAUGCUCUUCAGCACAAAGAAGAACUGGAGGAAGAACUGUCCGAACUGAAGGCGCAGAGAAAAGAUGCUCAGAACUCAAGUUUCAAGCUGAGGUGUGAAUUACAGAAGCUUCAAAAUACUGGUGGCGACUGCAAAUUACUGAAGCACGAACUUAAGGUGGAAAAGACGAUUCUUUACUUCAAAAGGCAGAAAUUGAAAACUUUCAAAAGAGAAUAUGAAGAUGUUACCACAGAUGUGGAGAAGGAGAAACGAGACAUUGACACACUCAGGACUGAAAACCAAGCUCUGCUGGGAGAAAUCCAAGCUUUAGAAAGAGUUGUGAAAAGGAAGGCCGAGGCAGAAGCAGAGCUGGGUGGUUUGAGGAACGAAAGCUCCCGUCUUAAAAACAGCGUACAAAGACUGAAAGUAGAGAUUCAAAUGAAAAAGGCUGAGCUUCAACGUCAUUCUAACCUCAUUUGGGAAGGAACUGUCAGCUCGUCGGAUCCACAAGCUCUGUUAGGGGCAGUUCGAGAAGAACAGCGUGUUGUCGAGCUUUUAAAAAGGGAAGCCACAUACCUGAAGACUCAACUGCAUGAAUUGGAACUAUCUUCAACAUUCCAAGGAGGUUUGAGAGGAGAACUGAGGGGCCUGUUGGCUCAGAAAAAGUCAGCAGAGGAAAAUAAUUCCAGGCUGAAAAAGAAAAUCCGACAACUCCAAGAGGAACACAAAGAGGUGAUCGAAAUACGAGGAGAAGUUGUGGCACAAAGCAAGGCUCUGGAUGCUUUGAAUGCAGAAGAAAAGGAGUUGGAGGAAGCUUAUAACAGCAUCAAGGCUGAUAUCGUGGCUCUUGGAUACGGCAAAGGUCAACUAGAACUUGAAAAAGAGGUCCUGUCGGGGCAAAUCCAGGAGAAAAAGAAGGUUUUGCAAAAGAAGGGCGAGGUAGAAGCUGAGCUGUGUGCUCUGAAGGAAGUUAGCAGUUCUCUCAAAGACGGCAUAGAACUGAUCAAACAGGAGAUUGAAAGAGAAAAGGCUGAAUUUGAGCGGAUCAGUGAGUCUAAGGAGCUUCCUGACACACUGAUCUCAACUUUGACGAGGAAAGUUUGGGAAGAAAAGUUUGCCGUUGAAAAUUUAGAACAGGAAGCUGACGUUCUCAAGCGCAAGCUCCAAGACCUGAAAGUUUCUGUUCAGCAAAAACAAGGCGUAGAAAAUGAGCUGCGUCAGGUUUCUGCACAGAAACGGUCGGCGCAAGACAAUAUUUCAGAGAUGGAGCGUGAAAUCACCAAUCUUCAGAGCACGCUCCAUCAAUACGAUAAGAUCAAUGCUGAAGUUCUGUCAGAAAGCAAGACUCUACAUGCUUUGCAUCAGCGACAAAGGGAGUUGGAAAAAGAACAGGAGAGCAUCCAGGCUGAGAUCUCAGCUCUUCAAGUCAACAACAGCAAACUGGCUGCUGAAAAUCAGACCCUGUCAGAGAAACUCCAACAACAACAACAACUUGGGAAAAAGAAGACAGAGGCAGAGGAAGAGCUGCGUGCUCUGGGGAGAGUUACCGCUAGUCUCAAAGACAGCAUAGGAACCUUGAAGCAGCAGAUUAAAAGUGAGACGGCUAAGUUUGGAGGCGUCUUCCAAGACGGUGCGCAUGAAGCCAUGCCUGACCCAUCAGACGUCUUCAAGGAUUUCUCCAGGAGAAUUGCCGACCAGAAGAUUGUCGUUGAGAAUUUAAAACUGGAAGCCGACAAUCUCAACAGCAAAUCCCAAGAAAUGCAAGAACUUAACAAGCAAAUACCAUUAUUGGAGAAACAGCUUUUGGACCUUGAUCGACGAAAACAGUUAUUGCAGGAAAAUGUUUCCACGACGGCGCGAAAAAUCUCAAAAUUUCAGGAGAAAAAAAAGAGCUACAUCAGCAUGAAUGAAGAAGUUGUGGCAAAGAACAAUGAACUUAAGAAACUGUACAGAGAACAAAAGAGGGUGGAAAAAGAAUAUGAGGCAGCAAAGACUGAAAUUAAUGCUGUUCGAGCCAGCACUAGCAAACUGAGGGAGGACAAUUACAUUCUAACCAAAAAACGUGAGUCCUCACAAAAACGUGUGCAGAAAAUGACAAAAAAACAGCCAAACCAGGGGGCUUCAAAUGUAAAAGAGCCGGUUUUGAAGAAAAGUGUUUCACCAAGUAAACAUUUGAAAGAAAACCCUCCACCGAAAACCCCCAAAUUGAAAAGUCCUGAUCCUGUCUUAGAAAGCUCAUCUGAUGACGAUUUAACCCUCGAUGACAUUUCAGAGCUUCCUUUUGACACUCCUUCCCUCAGUGACUUCUGA